UACUACAUGGUGACUAAGCUACAGCUGCUAUGGCACAUCGGUUAACCACUGAUGGCGAUGCAGACCUCCGGCAAUGAAUCACCUAACAUAUUCAUGCAAGAAGACGAGAUACCAUAUUGCCUUCAUUACCCUCUUCUUCACGACAAUUCAUUCCAAACCUAUCUAUCCAACAACGACUUUCUCUACCCUACACCACCUUUAUCUGCUCCGGCCUACCUACCGCCGCCGGUAGGUCCUCCGGUUCCGUCAACUUCAAGCAAGGUGACGCCGGAGGUACGGCCGUCGACUAUUGUUGCGUCGGAGUCUAGAGUGUCUCGGCUGUUGGAUAAACCGGCCCCGGUUUCCACUAGUUGUGGUGCUGGUGCUGGUGCUGGUACGGGUACGGGUAGGGAUAGGGAUAUAGAGACGUGUGAGAUGAGUGUGAGUGUGACGUCAUCACCUGGUAGUAGUGGUUUGGGUGAAGGCUCGGGUAUGGAGGCGUCGGCUGAGAAGGCGACGCCUCGGAUUGACGGUAGGAAGCGGAAGCUCAGAGAUACCGACGGCGACGACGCUGAAAAGGACGUUGAGUUUGGAUAUCAUGAAAACAAGCAAUCACAUGGAGGAUCAACCUCUACAAAAAGGCCACGUUCUGCAGAGAUCCACAAUCUCUCUGAGAGGAGACGCCGCGACAGGAUUAAUGAAAAAAUGAAGGCCUUGCAAGAACUAAUACCUCGCUGCAAUAAGACCGACAAAGCUUCAAUGCUGGAUGAGGCAAUUGAGUAUUUGAAAUCCCUUCAAAUGCAAGUUAAUAUGAUGUCGAUGGGAUGCAGCAUGGCUCCUAUGAUGUUUCUAGGUGUCCAACCACACAUGCCGCCAAUGGGUAUGGGUAUGGGAAUGGGAACAGGAAUGAACCAUGCCAUGUUUCCAUAUCCAGUCAUACCUCCAGGCCAACCACUGCCUAAUCCGGCUGUAGUGGCGGCAACAGCAGCGGCUCAUCUCAGCCCAGCUUUUCCAGCUCCAGGGUUUAACAUGACACCUAUUCCGGUCCCUGGUCCCACACCUAAUCUGAUGAACUCGUUGACUCUAAAUAGUCAAAACCAGCCACAUGUACUUGGUUUUGCAGAUCCGUUUCAACAGUACCACGGUCCCCAUCAGACACAAUUACCGCUUCCUCAGAAUCGAGGCAUGUCCCCAAUUGCAGCUAAACUGAGCAGCAGCAAAGAUGCUACUAACCCUGAUAUCAUCACCAAACCAGUUGAGUGAUCAUCGGGAGGAUACCUACACAACAGGCUUUAGGCUACUAAAUUUUGUAGCAUAAAAGGAACCUAAAGAUCCAUAUGUUUGCCGACUUUCAAGAAAACCAGCUGUCUUCACAUGGAACAUGUAAUUAGAAUAAUCUGUGUUGUCUUGUUGUUUUAAGGUUUAAUGUUACAAAGUAUGUGAUGCUAAUUACCGUCAAUCUUAAUAUUAGAUAGCACAUGACCUUAAUACUC
Molecule: messenger RNA, 1472 nt
Organism: Helianthus annuus (common sunflower)
Lineage: Eukaryota; Viridiplantae; Streptophyta; Magnoliopsida; Asterales; Asteraceae
Product: transcription factor PIF1
Exons: 7
Coding region: 52-1242 (396 amino acids)
Cellular component (GO): nucleus
Molecular function (GO): protein dimerization activity
Source: RefSeq, a predicted model, not a curated record